Molecule: messenger RNA, 684 nt
Organism: Funneliformis geosporum
Lineage: Eukaryota; Fungi; Glomeromycota; Glomeromycetes; Glomerales; Glomeraceae
Source: the annotation of a GenBank genome assembly
AUGAGUAUUAAAAAAAAUAUCGAAUGGACUAUAAUCAAAACUUAUGAAGAGGAUGAUUUUGUUUGUGUCGAUUUUUAUGAAGAGGAAAAAACUGAUGGUAAUAUAAGCAAGAAUUCACCUAUGGCUGAUUCAUUAACAAUCAAUUAUGAUUCAAAUAAAGAUUACAUUAAUGAUUUUGAAAGUUCUCAAGUUAAAUUCAAACCAUGCUCGGAUAAAAAGAGAAAUCGGAUUUCGAGUUUAAAAUCUACACUUGAAGAUGAAUAUUAUCCAGAAUGGAAUGAAUAUAUUUCAAAAUUUCGAAAUGCGAUUUAUUAUGAUGAAGUGGAAAAGCAACAAAAUCAAAUUAAAGAAUUAAAGUUAAUACAAGGAAAGGUUGAAAGAGAUCUUGAACAUUAUAAAAUAAAUCCAAAAAAAUUUAAAGAAGCUCAUGAUAAAUAUACUGAAAACCAAAAACAAAUAAAAGAACUUGAUGAAAUCAUUAAUAAAUUACUUCAAGAUGUUUACAAACUAAAUCAAUUAAGAGAUGAUGGAAAAUAUCUCUUGGAUAAUAAAGUAUGUUUUGGAUUAUCUAAUGUAAAUUUUAAAACCAUACGAAAACUUCCCACUGAAUUUGUAGGAUUUCCAGCUUUUCUUGUAGAAUAUAAUCAUAGAAGAGAUUCAAUACCAAAUACUAAAGGUGGAUGA